Andrographis paniculata is the source of this 1272-nucleotide messenger RNA. Its product is annotated as polygalacturonase-like. Gene Ontology annotation, biological process: carbohydrate metabolic process. The record is from RefSeq and is a predicted model, not a curated record. The transcript is spliced from 4 exons. Bases 1 to 1194 code for a protein of 397 amino acids. Lineage: Eukaryota; Viridiplantae; Streptophyta; Magnoliopsida; Lamiales; Acanthaceae. Gene Ontology annotation, molecular function: polygalacturonase activity.
AUGGCGGCCACCACAUCCGUACAGUCCCUAACCCUCAUCGUAAUAAUCCUUUUCUACUCUCCGCCACCAACCUCCGCCGCCAAACCCCAUCCCUCCUUCAACGUCCAGUCAUACGGCGCCAAGCCCGACGGCAAAUCCGACUCCUCCAAGGCAUUCUUGGCCGCCUGGUCCGCCGCCUGCGCCGCCGCGCCGGCGACCGUCUACGUGCCGCCGGGGAAAUACGCCAUCUCCACCGCAGCCUUUUCAGGAAAUCAGUGCAAGAAAUCUGGAAUCACGAUACAGAUCGACGGCACUUUGGUCGCGCCGUCGGACUACGGCGUAGCCGCCAAGGCCGGCGAGUGGCUCCGGUUCGAUAGAGUCGCCGGAGUCACCAUCCGCGGCGGAACCCUAGAUGGCCAAGGCGCCGGUUUCUGGGCUUGCAGGAAGUCCGGCAAGAGCUGCCCUAAAGGCGCCACCUCUUUGGGUGUGUAUAAUUCGAACAAAGUAGUGAUAAGUGGAUUGAAGUCGAUGAAUAGCCAAAUGUUCCAUAUUUCGAUAUUUGGAUCUUACGGUGUUAAGGUUGUUGGCGCAAACAUCAUGGCGCCGGGGGAUAGCCCGAACACCGACGGCAUCCAUAUCGAGCAAUCUUCGGACAUCACAAUAAAAAAUUCCAAUAUUGGCACCGGCGACGAUUGCAUUUCUAUUGGUCCCGGCACCUCCAAUUUAUGGAUAGAAACAAUUAAUUGUGGCCCUGGCCACGGCGUAAGUAUUGGAAGUCUAGGCCGCGACGCCCAAGAACCCGGAGUCCAUAAUGUGACACUAAGGACCGCGACCUUCACGGGAACUGAAAACGGCGUGAGGAUUAAGACAUGGUCGAGGCCAAGCAACGGAUUCGUUAAGGAUGUCCUAUUCCAACAUGUUACGAUAAAAAAUGCUAACAAUCCAAUCAUCAUCGACCAAAACUACUGUCCCAGCGGAAGUUGUCCCCAUCAAGGAUCCGGUGUAAAAAUUACCAAUGUCAAAUAUCAAGACAUACACGGCGCCUCAGCAACACAAGUUGCCAUGAAAUUUGACUGCAGCAACAUAAAUCCUUGCACGGGAAUAACAUUAGACGGUGUGGAUCUUACUUACCUUGGAAAACCGGCUAUGGCAAGUUGUUCCCAUGCUGUUGGAAAGUCGAGCGGUGUUGUCCACCCGGCGGGAUGCUUUGAUUAGACGUAAAUUUAAAUUGAAAAUUGGAGUGAAGCCUGCGGCUUAAUUAAAUUUUUAAAUUUUUUUGUUGGAGCCCGGCUA